This is a messenger RNA of Musa acuminata AAA Group (dessert banana), 1546 nucleotides long. RefSeq names its product pseudouridine kinase-like. Gene Ontology annotation, molecular function: kinase activity. The transcript has 9 exons. The coding region runs from base 80 to 1348 and encodes 422 amino acids. The record is from RefSeq and is a predicted model, not a curated record. Lineage: Eukaryota; Viridiplantae; Streptophyta; Magnoliopsida; Zingiberales; Musaceae.
AAUCCGUUCCUUCCGAGGUCCUAAGUAGUCUCUCCGAGUCGCUCGAAGGAUCACCGCGGCUCGCAAACGCAGCCUGGUAAUGGAGAGUGCUGCGCGCAGGCGGUUGGAAUCGAUCGGUCGCCAUCUCCUCCCUCCCCGAAUCCUCUCCCGGGACCUUCAUCUGAAUCCGGUUAGUUUGACGGAAUCAAACGCCGUUGGCUCUUCGCCUGUUAUAAUCGGUGGGAUGAUUUUGGACAUCCACGCCAAGCCUUUCACUGAUCCGGUUCCCGGAACCACUAAGCCCGGGGAGGUUCAGUAUGUAAGUGGAGGAGUGGCAAGAAAUAUUGCUGAAUGUAUGUCAAAACUUGGAACUAGACCUUUCAUGAUCAGUGCUGUUGGAUUUGACAUGGCAGGAGAGAUGCUACUGAGGUAUUGGAAAUCUGCUGGACUUUCUACAGAAGGAAUCCUGCAGUCAAAGAGUAUCAGAACUCCUGUUGUUUCAAUUGUAUUUGAUUCCAGUGGAGAGUUAGCAGCUGCUGUUGCAAGUGUUGAGGCUGUUGAAAAGUUUCUGACUCCAGAAUUCAUCAAGCAAUUUCAGAGCUAUAUAUGCUCUGCACCAAUGUUAAUUCUUGAUGCAAAUUUGCACCCAAAAUCGAUUGAAUUUGCUUGUCAAAUUGCAGCAGCAGCUGGUAUCCCAGUAUGGUUUGAGCCUGUCUCAGUGAAAAAGUCUACAAGAAUUGCAACUGUUGUGAAUUAUAUAACUUGUGCUUCUCCGAAUGAAAAAGAGCUUAUUGCAAUGGCAAACGCUCUAUCAUCCAGGAAACAGUUCAAAUUUCACUGCGAAUCAACUAAAGGACAACGACAGUCUGUUGAAUCUCUGUUUCAAGUGCUGAAACCAGCAAUAUGUUUUUUGCUCGACAAAGGUAUUAAACUGCUUGUUGUGACUCUUGGCCCAGAUGGUGUUUUCUUAUGUAUUAGAGAAUGGCCAAGGUUUAAAAGUCAUGAUUUGAAGAGCAGCAAAUUGGACGGUCUUGGGAGGAUGUCACAUGAAUUUGUGGAUGAAAGCUGCUCCCUGAAGCAAAAUUGCACCACAAUAUCUGGACAGCUUGGUUUCAAGUCUUAUGCGUUUCAUUUUCCUGCACUUCAUGCAUCAGUGGUGAGCUUAACAGGAGCAGGUGACUGCUUGGUUGCUGGAAUCCUUGCAUCCAUUUCCUCUGGUUUCGACAUGAUGCGAAGUGUCGCAGUGGGCAUUGCUGUUGCAAAAGCAGCAGUUGAGAGUGAAACGAACGUUCCAGCUGAAUUCUUUUUACACAAUAUUGCAGGUGAAGCGAAGAUCAUUCUCUCGGGGGUUAAACAACUUCCCUUAUGAGUGAUCAAUGAUUAGCUUUCUACAAGCUGUUCCUUAGCCUAUCAUUAUGCCCUUUGUAUUUAUCAGUUCCCUGGAAGUGGAAUCAGUGCCUCACUUUUCUUUGAUGCUGUGCUUUGUAACAUUAUUGAUCAUUGCAGAUUAGCUUCCUGUGUCCUGAUCUCUUUCACAAUAAAAUAUUGUUCGGGGAUGAUUCUGUUA